This is a messenger RNA of Suillus subalutaceus, 817 nucleotides long. Its product is annotated as kinase-like domain-containing protein. Gene Ontology annotation, molecular function: ATP binding; protein serine/threonine kinase activity. The transcript has 7 exons. Gene Ontology annotation, biological process: intracellular signal transduction; peptidyl-serine phosphorylation. The coding region runs from base 5 to 784 and encodes 259 amino acids. The record is from RefSeq and is a predicted model, not a curated record. Lineage: Eukaryota; Fungi; Basidiomycota; Agaricomycetes; Boletales; Suillaceae.
UUGGAUGGUACAAGUGACCGCGCCAACUUUCCCGCCGACCCUCGUCGAUCUCAGCAGAAAUGCCUCUGUCAUAUCAUCAUCCUCCGAAACUGACCUCCCGUCUGAUUUACCAACAUCUCCCCGUCCACGACCAGCACGCACUUUCUCUUCCCACGUUCGCAAAGCCCACAUAUCCAGCCACACACAACCAGAUCCUGCACAUGCCCAACAGCAGACUAAGGAGAGGAGCAAGAGUAGGAAGAGAUCACGAGAGGCAAGUAGGGCGAGGAGUGCGAAUGGCAGACUGGGGGCGCAAGAAUUUUCCUUUGGAGAAACUCUUGGAGAAGGAUCUUACUCGACAGACAAGAUGCUCGUCGCCCUCGCAGAGAAGAACGUCCUCGUCAAACUGGGUGCCGGUCACCCCGGUAUCAUGCACCUACACUGGAUCUUUCAGGACGAGUGGAGCCUAUUCUUCGUCCUUGACCUGGCGCCCAAUGGGGAGAUGCAAUCUCGUAUAUCAUGCCUUGGCUCCCUAAGCCUCGCCUCUUCCAGAUAUUACGCAGCACAGAUCGUUGACGCACUAGAGUAUAUGCAUGGGAAAGACGUCACACAUAGAGACCUCAAACCCGAAAACCUCCUUCUAGAUAGCCAGUUUCGAAUAAAGAUUACUGAUUUUGCGGAGCGAGGCAACACAUUUGUGGGCACUGCGCAAUAUGUCGCGCCAGAGUUAGAGACAAUGUCAUUCCAUCCCCUUUCUUCGUCCCUGGCAUCAGGAACGCCUGAGCAUAACUCAUCAAGGUACUGAUCCCACUUACAGCUCGGAUCUCUGGGCACUCGG